Mercurialis annua (annual mercury) is the source of this 2434-nucleotide messenger RNA. RefSeq lists its product as uncharacterized. NCBI's taxonomy places the organism in Eukaryota, Viridiplantae, Streptophyta, Magnoliopsida, Malpighiales, Euphorbiaceae. The record is from RefSeq and is a predicted model, not a curated record. The coding region runs from base 195 to 2279 and encodes 694 amino acids. The transcript is spliced from 2 exons.
AUUUGAAAUCUUUCUCUUUGCUAAAACAAAAGCUUGUCCCUUUUUUAAAUGUUUUCUUGGGAAAUGAACCCAUUUUUUAUUCUCUCUCUUAUCUAUUACAAGAACCAAGUAAUAAUCAAAAUUCAGCUCACACCCACCUGUUUAUCUUGGCUUAAAAAACUCAGUCCCCACAUUCAAAAUCCAAAUUUUCUUUAAUGGGUAGCUGUUUAAGCAAGAAGAAAGAGUCUUUGAAUGUAACUGCUGCAAAAGAUUCUUCAUCAGUGGUUACAAUCAAGUCAUUUGAUGAUGUGGGUUUAAUUCAGAAGAAGAAUUUACAAGUUGAUGAGCAAGAGAAUAUCAAGAAAAAACCAGUAGUUGAAGAAGAAGUAAGAAAAGAAAAUGAAGAAGAAGAAGAAAAGGAAAAUAGUUCAGUCAAGAAAGAAAUUUUUGUGAUUAAGCAUAGGAAGAGUCAUGAUAGAAAAGAAAAGGAAGUACCCAUUACUCCUAAUUAUCAAAAGAAUGUGAGUUUAGUUGAAGAAAAUGGGAAUAAGAUUCAUAAUAAUGAUGAGAUUUGUGAGGUGGGUGGUACUGGUAAUGUGGUGGUUAGGACUUCUAGUUGUACUAAGGAAGAAGUUGAUGCUAUUCUUAUACAAUGUGGAAGGCUUAGUAGGAGUAAUUCCUCCGGUAAAGUUGCUGCUUCUUCGGGUAGGAGGUACUCCGGUUCGAAGAGGAGUUACGAUUUGGAUCAAGAUCAGGAUCUUUCAGCUGAGGUUGAGCCUAAUGGUACUAAUUAUGAUGAGGAUGAUGAUGAAAUGGAUGGUGGUAAUCAAAGAAGACAACAUAGACAGAGACAUAGGCAGUCGGGUCGGUCUUCGCCUUCUCCGUCUUCGCAAGGGAGGAGGCGGACUCCGAGCAGAGAAAGGGAGCAGCGAUCUGGGAGCAGAGAGAGGACUAAUGGUGGGGGUAGCGGUAAUGGGCGAAGAGUGAGUAGAUCGCCUGGUAGAAGGUCAGAAAGCAAUGCUAAUUCGAAUUCUUCGAAUGGUGGUAAUAAUACUAAUAGGCCUGGCAAGAAGAUGGUUUCAGUUCCUGCUACUGUAUCUUCAUUGACAAUGGAUAAGAGUAACAAUGGUGUUGCCGUUGAGCCUCAGGCUGCAAAUGGGGUUAAACGGAUCUCUGUGAAGAGAAAUGUUGGAGCUGGAGAGGCUGGAGUGACAGCAGGCGCAGGUUUGAGAGGUGCUUCAUCGCCUCGAUCUCAGUCCCCAGCGAGAGCGAAUGCUAGGAAUGGUUGUAAUGAGAAUAAUCAGCAGCAGCAACCUACGCUAAGUCGCAGUUCUUCAAGGAAAGCAGAACAUUCGCCUUAUAGGAGAAAUCCAUUGAGUGAAAUCGACACAAAUUCGCUUGUGUAUGCACAAACUGCUAGCAGUAACAAAAUGGCCAACAACAAUAGCAGUAGCAGAGCGCAAAAUCAGGCUCAAAUGCAGAAGCAAAAUGUUGAUACAAACAGCAAACUUAACUCUCAAGUAGCUAGCAAGGCUGUGAAAGAGCAAACAGUCAUUGUGGAAGAUGCAAAAGUAGGGGUAGUAGCCUCGGCACAUACACUAACUAGAAGCAGGUCAGCAAGACGAUCUCGAGAUUUCGACUUUACUCCUGAAACUUUGUUAAAUCCAAAUCCAUCAUAUGCAGCAUUACUGCUGGAAGACAUACACAACUUUCAUCAGAAGAGCACAAACACAAACACAAACACAACGAACACGAACACCCCAUCUUUCCCAGUUCCACCAUGCCUCACCAAAGCCUGCUCGAUUCUGGAAGCAGUUGCUGAUCUUAACUCGUCCACGACAAGUUCUAGUAUUUUCGGGAAGAAACUAGCAGAGACUAAGGACCCUUUUGUGGAAUCUGAAGUAUUAGUGAACAAUGACUUACUCGAGCCGAGCUUCCACAAGUAUGUGACAGUGACAAGAGGCGGAAACGGCAAUGGCAACGGGACAGUGUCUGUUGAUGAACUGGAUGGAGAAGAAUCUUCAGGCAGCAACAGCUUCAUUGGUGCUAGUAGCCAACAGCACUGGGGAUAUUCUACUUCUUCAUGGGAACCCAAUUCAGCUGAUUCCACUGACCGAUGGACUUCAAGAUCAAACACUAGAGAUGAGGAAGACAAGAGCCCACUUGGAUUUCAAAAGCAUACAUUUUCUGAAUGUGGCCAGAUGGAAGAAGCAAGAAGAGGAGUUAGUGGACAAAGGAAUGGAAUUGGUCGUGGAAGAAUUGGUUCUACUAAAAAUGUUUUAGCUGCUGCUUCAACUUGAUGAAACUACCACUUGUUGCUGUAUUUUUUCUUCAUCUACUGAUGAAUUUGCUGUUUUUUUAGUUUGUAGACUUAGUGUAGUAACUUCAAUUUGUUUCUAUUGGUUUGCGAACUUGCAAACUUUUCUUAAUUUAAUUUCAUGUUCAUUUGUCGCGA